AUGCUUCUGUGUUGUCUCUGUGUAUCCACAAUGUUCUUGUCAUGGUUAUUUGUCAGUGUCAUGAGUGUAUUUCACUCUUGUUCGGGGGAGCAUGGUCUACUGCGUGCAUACUCUCCCGGGGACAUCAUCAUUGGAGGACUUUUCCCUAUUCACUUAAAAACCAACAGAACCACAGCAAACGGACCAAUCUCCUGUAGCGUCUAUGAUUUCCAGAUGUUCUUACGCACUCAAGUUAUGAUAUACGCCAUCAGAGAAAUAAACCAGCACACAGUGAGGAUUCUACCCAACUUCACCAUAGGAUACGACAUCUAUGACACUUGUGCAGAUGUUGGCCUGGCCCUCAGAGCAACACUUCAGCUGCUGAAGAACCAGUCGGACCCUCAGAGAUGUUUACUACCUGCAAACAUUAAUUCUGCUUUACCUGACCCCCAAACAAAGGUGGUGAUUGGUGAGAGGUAUUCUGAAGUAUCGAUAGCUGUAGCACGAGUUCUUGCUCUGUCAUCAGUUGCCCAGAUUAGCUAUGGAUCAACGAGCGAGGUGCUCAGCCAGAAGUUGAAGUUCCCCACUUUUCUGCGAACAAUAUCCAGCGAUGAAUAUCAGACAAAGGCCAUUGCUGAACUGGUGAAUCGGUUUAACUGGAAAACAGUAGCCAUUGUAGGAAGUGAUGAUGAAUACGGGAAGUACGGCAGUGACCGCCUUGGGGAAACAUUCAGAAGAAUGGACAUCUGCAUUGAAUUUACUGACAUUCUGCCUAGCUACUUUUUCCAGAAUGAUUCCAAAUCGCACACACGGCUGGCUACUCUGGUGGGCAAAAUCAGUAAAUCCACUGCUGAGGCCAUCAUCAUGUUCACCAAGGACAGCAAUGUUGACAUCAUCAUGGAAGCAGCUAUUAAAUUCAAACUCAACAGAACUUGGAUUGCAAGUGACGCGUGGUCCACCUCUCCAAAGGUCUCCGCACUGCCAGGCAUUGAGUUGGCCGGGCAGGUUUUCGGAUUCAUCUCUAGGAGGAAUGAGGUGCCCGGUUUUAAAGACUACAUCAUCUCAAUGUUCAACAGCACCAUCAAUGACAUUCUUGAGGAUUACCUGGUUCAAUUUCCACUUUGUUCCAAUUGGUCAGAGGAGAGCAGAGAAAAUGACUGCACAGUACCAGACAACCAAGAGCAGUCCAAGCACUGUCUGCACCCGAGGUGCUUGGCCAACUACAUUGACCAUGAUGAAUCAUACAACAUAUACUUAGCCAUUCAAGUCAUUGUUGAGGGUCUCAGACGUUUGCUGAAGUGUGACAACCAACAUUGUAAACGUAACACCAGAUUUACAGCCUCGGAGCUUCUCAAGGAAAUCCAGAAAGUCAACUUUACUGUGAACUCCACACAUAUAUUCUUUGACACCAACGGAGACCCCAGUAUAGGAUAUGAUAUUGUAUAUUGGCACAUGGACAUAUCCACACAGCGCACACACAUAAAAACCAUUGGAGAAUACUGGCCAAAUGAAAGAAUAAAAUUCGCAGAUGAUCUUGUUCAAUAUGUGGCCAAUACGAAUGUAACUGUUUACAACUGCUCUAAAACGUGUAGCCCUGGGCAAGAGCUGAAACAGCAAAGUAAACAGUGCUGCAAGGACUGUGUUCCAUGUGCAGACGGAGAGUUUUCCCGAGGAAAUGGUGAGGAGUGUCAGAGCUGUGGUCUAGAGAAGUAUUCCACUCAGCAGAGGGAUGAGUGUUUGAACAAAACUGUUGAAUUCCUGUACUGGACAGAUCCCUUCAUUAUCAUUUUGAGUUUGUUAGAAGUAUUCGGGAUUAUUGUGACCAUUGUGUUUACAAUCCUGUUUACAGUCUAUCGUAGAACUCCCAUCGUGAAGGCAGUCGGAGGCUAUUUGUGCUUCUUGGAGCUUUUUUCCCUGCUCGCCUGCUUCAGCCUUACAUUUACCUUCACAGGAAGGCCCACUAAGGUCUCCUGCAUGGUGGGCCUGCCCUUCUUCGGCAUUGCUUUUUCCCUCUGCAUCUCCUGCAUUCUGGCAAACCUGCUCCAAAUCUUAGUGGGCUUCAGCUUUGAAUUGAAUAAAGGAUCCUGGCUGAAGAAGCUCAAUCAACCGUUGGCUGUGGUGACCAUCGUGUCUGGGAUCCAGCUUGCCCUGUGUGUGCCAUGGCUGUACUAUAAACCCCCAUUUCUAGACCAAGAGAUAUUGAGCUUGACCAUUCUGCUGCAGUGUGAUAAAGGCUCCACUAAGUUCUUCAUAGCCAUGUUGGGCUAUAACGCUUUCUUGGCCCUUAUUUGUUUCAUGUUUGCGUUCAAAGGUAAACAGCUGCCAGAUUUGUAUAAAAAUGCGAAUUUAAUCACCAUCAGUAUGCUGCUGUUUUUAAUCAUUUGGAUCCUCUUCAUCCCCAUUUAUCUCAAUUUGGUGGGGAAGUACAAACGAGCUAUAGAAAGUGCAGCCAUACUCAUCUCUAGUUACAGCAUCCUGGGCUGUCACUUGGCCCCUAAAUGUUACAUUAUGCUGUUCAGGAAAGAGAUUAAUAAUGAGAACGCCAUCACUGAAUACAUCAGGAAGCAUUAUGAGCAGAGAGACAUGGUUGUGGUCAAAUCCUGAUCUCACACACACAUGCAAAAAAAUCUUCGCAGGUGCUGGGUAACUAUUAUCUGCAGAGAAAUAUUUUCUUUCCGUGGUUGAAAUCAUAGCCAGUGUCUCUCUCUCUGACUACUUUAACAUGUGUUUGUGCCCAGGAGAAGCUGGGUUAGACCUGGGCAGCAACCGUCCUUGUUCGGUUCACACUUUUGAAUAAUUAGAGUAUCACUACACUCGAUGUACUUCAUGUAUUUAUGCUUUAUAUAUCCUGAAGUCUUUGUUGUAGGUUUUUCACUACUUCUUCACUGCUGUUACUACCACUGCUGCUAAAUGAAAAAAAAAAAAGAUUAAAAAUAAACUGUAGUGUGUUUGCAAGGUAAAUAUGCUGUAGGUGUUUUGGGAAGUAAUGUGGUUGGCUUGAACUUUUUACCCACCUAAAUCAUUUAUAUUGUUUUUGUGUAUAUAUUUUUUAGAUAGUUUUUAACAUUGUUUUAACGAUGUUACCAAGACAUAGUUUAAACAUAUAAACAUGAUAAUCAGCUGUAUCUUCACGUAUCAUUUGAAAAAAUCAAUUGUUUGGUUAGGUUGGGCUUGUGGCUUCUGCCACGGUGGAUUUCACUACUUAUAUUUAGUAUUGUGAUUUUUUUUUUUUUAAAUUAGGCUUAGGUCAUGUUUUUGUCAAUAAAGACAUCUUUUUGGAGAAAUGUUCCAUGACUGGCUGUAUACUGUGAAUAAGUUUAACUUUAACUCUCUUUGUUCACUGUAUGGACAAUGCGCACACAAAUAAAAUGUAUUUAUUGUAGAAUAGUCCAGGCGACCUCUGUGUGAUCUCAUGCAGAGCUGUGAGCUGUGAUUACUAAGAUGUAUCCUUAGAAUGGAUUCUUGUGUGUUUUGACAUAAUAAAUCUCAAUAACAAAAUACCAGUUUGACUUAUAGGUUGUCAUUUGUAAUAAUACAGUCAAAGAACAAACAAUUGCUGACUGAAUUAACUCAAACUAUAUAACAAGUAGUGGAAAGAAAUAUGAAGUCAUACAAAGUUGUGCAUUAAAAUACAAAACAAGAGUCAAUAAUUUCAUCGGUAAUAUUACAUUCAUAUCGGUAGUAUUAGCACAGUGGAAAGGAACUUUACAGUAGUACAGUUCCUCUCCACUGUGCUAAUACUACCAAUAUGGAUGUAAUAUUACCGAUUAUAGAUAAUCAAUACAAUAAGUACAUCAUAUUUUCACUAUAGGAUAACCAACUCCCCUUUAAAAAUAGUCAAUAUUACCCAAAUCCCAAACACACAAAAUAUAUGCCCUUUAUCCUUAUGGUGAAUAGGCGACAGAUUUCAUUGAAACUUGGUUGCGAAAUUGUUCUGACAACUUUUCUGUAGAUGAAGAGACUCUCUGGAACAAAGCUGAGAGGUUAUCUUUAAGAUUAGACAUGCUUUACAAUCCAGUUAUUACUUUGUGUAAUAUCUAUAAAGAUAGUAUAGCUUAUUAUAUUCCAGGAACAUACAAGCAUUUUUAAAACCUUUUUUGUCUUGAUUCUACAAGGACAUGCAAAAUCAAUUGCCUCGUGUGUGUCUGAAGCACAGUUGUGAGUGGGAGGUAGAUGACAGUGAAAAGCAGGAACAUUCAUUAAUGUCACAGCUGUAGUUCUUGGAGUCUUCUCAACGGUGGAUAUGCAAAGUUGAGAAUGUCAUUCCCUGCUGUCACCACUAGAUGGAGCUCUUGAAACAUCCUGUAAAUCAUCCAUAGCUCCGGUGUAAGCGCUGCAGUGAUUGUUAAUAUGCAUAUGGCCCAUUUGUACAAAACACACAACAUUCAUAUUUCGGCUCUGCACCUAAAGUUUUAUUUAUUAAAAAAAUACAAAACUUCAAAAAGUUUCCAUAGGAAAGCAUUAUGAAUUAGCAAUCCCAUCUCUUUCGAGUCAAUUUCAAAUGGUAUGGUUAUACACUGCUUCUAAUUAAUACCAUGAACAGAUUUCUUGCCUUAUACAAGUUUAAAAAAAAAAAAAAAAAAAAAAAAAAAAAAAAAAAAAAAACAUAGAAAGACAACAAGAUAAGGAGGAGAAGAGAAGGGGUGCAGUCUGCUUUUUGAGUCCCUGUGUUCUAAGUGUUAAUCUUGAAGAUUUGUUUUUGGUGGCACCUGCAGUGUCUGGUGACAUGGACAAAUGUGAAGAUUAUAUGGCUGGUAGCUGAAAUGUCUGUUUAGUAAAUGCAUGGACAUUGCUUUCAAAAAAGUUGUUUCAACUGCUGCAGCCAUAUCGGCACAGUCACACUUUAUAGUGUUUUGGCAUACAGAGUAAUGCUUAUGGUAUUUCCUUUGAGUAUACAUAUUCAAAUUUUGCAUGGGAAAAAGUAGCUCUGGCCAUAAGCAGCAGAGAAGCAUUUACAGAACAUAACACACCGAAUAGCUAUCAUAUGGAAAAAAAAAAAGCAAAAAAAACCAAAAGAAUAAAUAUAGCAUUUCUUGAUAUGUUAACAUCUUUAGGAUUAACACUUGAGGGGUUCUGUACAGAAGUGGAGAUCAUGGAAAAGAUAAAUAUUAACAUAGCAGCCUUUUUUGAGGAAUUAAAUCACCCCUCCAACCACCUCUUUGCAAGUUACUAGCUAGGGAUGUGACUUCAGCUGUUAACAGGGCUUUGAAGGGUCAGCAGUUAAAUCACCAACCCCCCUUACAUUUUACAUGUCAAACAGCACUGGUUACUGCCUAAGCCGUAAGCAAUCUGCUACUAUUCUUUUUUUAUAUUAUUAAAUUAAUAGCAUGAGUAACCCUUCACCUCCCAGACUACUGCUACAGUUUCAAGUGUUGUGAGUCAUGUGGUGAAGGGAAACCGUCAGCAAAGUAGUUUUGCAAUUUAUUGUGAAAAGCAACUGUUCAUUUCCCCUACACUAUUCCAAUUCAGCAAAUAGGUUCUUCAUGAACUACAGUACUCCAGUUCUUGCAAUCAUUGCCCCAGGGUAGGGCAAGAAGACUGCACAAACAAAUUCAAGUACAGAGUUGCCCUGUAACACUCUGCCCAGAACCCAUAGAGACACUCAGAGUGUGAUUCAGCCUCAUUUCAUUGUGGGUUGAUCCCAGCUUCCAUACAGAACAGAAAUUGUGCAACAACAUGUCCCUCUCAUUCCCCUGUCAAGUAACUGGCCUGGGAAAAUUCACAUACAUUUGAGGAGAAGGGGAAGGAAAAAAAAAAAAAAAAAAAAUUAAAGAGAAA
Molecule: messenger RNA, 5757 nt
Organism: Seriola aureovittata
Lineage: Eukaryota; Metazoa; Chordata; Actinopteri; Carangiformes; Carangidae
Product: G-protein coupled receptor family C group 6 member A-like
Exons: 6
Coding region: 1-2583 (860 amino acids)
Biological process (GO): G protein-coupled receptor signaling pathway
Cellular component (GO): membrane
Molecular function (GO): G protein-coupled receptor activity
Source: RefSeq, a predicted model, not a curated record